This is a messenger RNA of Antechinus flavipes (yellow-footed antechinus), 4619 nucleotides long. It is a transcript of the gene CPSF2, whose product is annotated as cleavage and polyadenylation specific factor 2. The record is from RefSeq and is a predicted model, not a curated record. Gene Ontology annotation, biological process: mRNA 3'-end processing by stem-loop binding and cleavage. Gene Ontology annotation, molecular function: RNA binding. Gene Ontology annotation, cellular component: mRNA cleavage and polyadenylation specificity factor complex. Bases 130 to 2478 code for a protein of 782 amino acids. The transcript has 15 exons. Lineage: Eukaryota; Metazoa; Chordata; Mammalia; Dasyuromorphia; Dasyuridae.
CUGCUUUUAUCAUACGGGCCCGGACCUAACGAGGACUUGGAAAGGGAGAGAGGCAGGAAGGAAAAGCUAAGAAGUGCUGAGAGAGGGCCAAAGAGGAACUUUUCUGUUUACUGACCUUGGGAUGCAAAAAUGACAUCUAUUAUCAAACUAACUACCCUCUCAGGGGUGCAAGAAGAGUCUGCACUUUGUUAUCUACUUCAGGUUGAUGAGUUUCGAUUUUUAUUGGACUGUGGCUGGGAUGAACACUUUUCAAUGGAUAUCAUAGAUUCUCUUAGAAAACAUGUUCACCAGGUAGAUGCAGUACUGCUCUCUCAUCCUGAUCCUCUCCAUCUUGGUGCACUCCCAUAUGCUGUUGGAAAAUUGGGUUUGAAUUGUGCUAUCUAUGCAACCAUUCCUGUUUAUAAAAUGGGACAGAUGUUCAUGUAUGAUCUUUAUCAGUCUCGUCACAAUACAGAAGAUUUCACACUCUUUACGUUGGAUGAUGUGGAUGCAGCUUUUGAUAAAAUACAGCAACUCAAGUUCUCUCAAAUUGUGAAUUUGAAAGGGAAAGGGCAUGGUUUGUCCAUCACACCUCUACCAGCUGGUCACAUGAUAGGAGGAACAAUAUGGAAAAUAGUCAAAGAUGGAGAAGAAGAAAUCGUUUAUGCUGUUGACUUCAACCACAAGAGGGAGAUUCACUUAAAUGGAUGUUCUCUGGAAAUGUUAAGCAGACCUUCAUUGCUUAUCACAGAUUCCUUUAAUGCUACUUAUGUGCAGCCCAGACGAAAACAAAGGGAUGAACAGCUACUCACAAAUGUCUUGGAAACACUUCGAGGUGAUGGGAAUGUGUUAAUAGCUGUAGACACAGCAGGCAGAGUUUUGGAACUUGCCCAACUUCUUGAUCAGAUUUGGAGAACUAAAGAUGCCGGACUGGGUGUAUAUUCAUUAGCACUUCUGAAUAAUGUCAGCUACAAUGUAGUGGAGUUUUCUAAAUCCCAGGUAGAAUGGAUGAGUGAUAAAUUAAUGAGAUGUUUUGAAGACAAAAGAAAUAAUCCAUUUCAAUUUCGCCAUCUUUCUUUAUGUCAUGGUCUUUCUGAUCUGGCUCGUGUGCCUAGCCCCAAAGUUGUCCUUGCCAGCCAACCUGAUUUGGAAUGUGGAUUUUCAAGAGAUCUCUUUAUUCAGUGGUGCCAGGACUCUAAAAAUUCAAUCAUCUUAACUUAUAGAACAACACCUGGAACAUUAGCACGUUUCCUAAUAGAUAACCCUUCUGAGAAAAUCACAGAAAUAGAGUUGAGAAAACGUGUGAAACUUGAAGGAAAGGAACUUGAAGAGUAUCUAGAGAAAGAGAAACUGAAGAAGGAAGCUGCGAAAAAGCUAGAACAGUCAAAGGAGGCAGAUAUAGAUUCUAGUGAUGAGAGUGAUGUUGAAGAGGAUAUUGACCAACCAUCAGCACAUAAAACCAAGCAUGAUUUGAUGAUGAAAGGUGAAGGUAGCCGAAAAGGAAGUUUCUUCAAACAGGCUAAAAAGUCUUAUCCUAUGUUUCCUGCCCCAGAAGAAAGAAUUAAAUGGGAUGAGUAUGGAGAGAUAAUCAAACCAGAAGAUUUCUUAGUGCCUGAGCUUCAAGCCACUGAAGAAGAAAAAAGCAAAUUAGAAUCUGGCUUGACAAAUGGAGAUGAACCUAUGGAUCAGGAUUUAUCAGAUGUUCCUACCAAGUGCAUUUCUGCAACAGAAUCAAUUGAAAUCAAAGCCAGAGUUACUUACAUAGACUAUGAAGGACGUUCAGAUGGUGAUUCCAUUAAAAAAAUAAUUAAUCAAAUGAAACCACGGCAGUUGAUUAUCGUCCAUGGACCACCAGAAGCCAGUCAAGAUCUGGCAGAAUGUUGCCGAGCUUUUGGUGGAAAAGAUAUUAAAGUCUAUAUGCCAAAGCUACAUGAAACAGUAGAUGCCACCAGUGAAACUCAUAUCUAUCAGGUGAGAUUAAAAGAUUCACUUGUCAGCUCUCUUCAAUUUUGUAAAGCAAAAGAUGCUGAGCUAGCUUGGAUAGAUGGUGUCUUAGACAUGCGAGUUUCCAAAGUAGACACAGGCGUUAUUUUAGAAGAAGGAGAACUGAAGGAUGAUGGAGAAGACUCAGAGAUGCAAGUGGAUGCUCCUUCAGAUGCUAGUGUCAUAGCACAACAAAAAGCUAUGAAGAGUCUCUUUGGGGAUGAUGACAAAGAAACAGGUGAAGAGAGUGAAAUUAUUCCCACUUUGGAACCUUUGCCUCCUCAUGAGGUUCCUGGACACCAGUCAGUGUUUAUGAAUGAGCCAAGAUUGUCAGAUUUUAAACAAGUGCUGUUGCGAGAGGGAAUCCAGGCUGAGUUUGUAGGAGGUGUACUUGUUUGCAACAAUCUAGUAGCUGUCCGUAGAACUGAAACUGGACGCAUUGGACUUGAAGGCUGCCUUUGUCAAGAUUUUUAUAGGAUAAGAGACCUUUUAUAUGAACAAUAUGCUAUUGUGUAGAGGAUCUGUUAUUCAGAUGAAUCUCUCUUUCCCCUUUCUAAGAAAAAACAAGGAAGGGCACUUUAUUUUGUUGUUUUCCUUUGUUGUUCUAUAAUUUAUAUAGAGAGAACUAGUCAGGAAGAUAACAUUUUAAGCCCAAGAAAUUAUACUCAAGAAGUGAAUAAUGAAGAUCAUUUUGCUUAGUAAAUCUUGAACAUUCCUCUUUUUUGAAUUUCAAAUUGAUAAAUACCAUAACUGUUAUAAUAAUGGGCCCAAUAAUCGACAUUAUUGGUUUUCUUUAUAAAUGAGCCCUAUUUUUAAGCUGGUAUUUUUUUAUUUUAACGGUAAAACUAGAGAAACAAAUUCUUGGACUCAGAGGGUAUAAGUAUGUUCAUAAAAACCAUUUUUUACUGAGUUAGUGCAAAAUCAGCUUGGUUUUUAUUUUAUUUUUAGGACUAGGAAAAAUGGAAAAUUUUGAAAUUAGGAAAGAACUGCUACUCAAAAUGCAAAAGCAAUUGUUUUGAUAAAAUGGACUUUUGUAAAUUAUCUGUUUAAAUAAACAGCAGAAAAUAUUGUUGUACAUACACUAGAACUCUUCCUCUGAACUCAUUUUCAUAUCAUACUUGCUCAAUGCCUAUGUUUCAAAGUGUCAAAUUAUUUUUAUUGAGGCAUAUAACAGUUUUUAUCUUUUCCUGUUUCAAUGUUGUUUUUUUUUUAAAGUCAAAUAUAGUUUUGUCAUUUGAAUACAAAUAGCUCAAAAGAGUUAUUUGUUGUGUGGUGAAAUUCUGAUUUUAAUUUUAUAUGAAAGAGACAACCAUUGAACAUUUUUUUUUUUAAACAAAAUAAUACUAUGGUUUAAAAAGAAGUGUUUUUAUUUCUUAAGCCUGCAUGCUUCCAAACCCCUCUAAGCAGCAUGUAGAUGACAUGUGUCAGCAUUAAAAAUGCUACACAGAAGGCUAAGUAAUUUGUCCCUUUGUGUUUUAUAACUUUCUUGUGUUAGCCACGAGAUAACCAAAAGGAAAUGCACUGUACUUAGUUUACAUUGAAUUCAAAUCAUCUCGUUAAGGAAAAAACAUGUAAUCCAGUGAGUUUUCCUAGGAAGUGACAUAAUUGUGACAGACUUUGGCAUUUAUUUCAUAAGUUCAAGAUCCAAAUCCUAUUCCUUACACUUAGCACUUUAGGUUGAUGGAUUUCUCUUAAAAUAAAACUGAUCAAUUUCCUUUUCAAGUAUUUAUAGAGCUACUCUGAAGAUUCUUACUGCUAAUAUAAAAGUGACCAUGGUACUUACGAAGCAAACAAAUUGUAUUACUAGUGUUAAUGUGGAUAAGCACAUAAAUGAACACUGUCAGUCCUUUAAACAAAAAAUCUUUCCUGAGAUUUUAUUGUAUGGAAUAAUAUUGGAAUUAUUUGUCUGGUUAAGGCAGCUGAUAAUUUCAUCUUCCAUUAUAAUUCUGAAAACUUGUUUCUUGCCUAAUUUUAUUUUUACCUGACACAUUCCAUGAAUACACAUUUCAUUUAAAAUGCUGCUAGAAGCUGGUGUGCAAACAAAUAUCAUUGAAGAAUUAGUAUUUUUUACCUGUGUUUGGCUGGUAAGGUUAAUAAAAUUUCUAAAAAGGUUUCAUUUGCAUUUCCAUGGAACUUUAUUAUUAGUUAUUACCCAAAUAAAUUGAGGCUGUAAAACAUAUACACAUCUAGACUUGUGUAUUUGGUCUAGACUUAUAUAUUUGGUCUAGAUCUGUGAUUUUAUUUGAUCUAUAGAACUCCCUAUGUGAAAACUUUCACCACCAAACUGUCUACCACUUGUGGUCUUCACUGUUGACUAGGAUACUUGAGGUAACUUGAUUGCGGUCACACAAUUAGUAUGUAUCAGAGGCAGAGAUUAAACUCAGAUUUUCCUAAUUCUAUAGCCAACUCUACUCCCUUUGAUGUGUUAUCUCUAAAAUCAAAAAUAAAAAUAAUUUUGAGAUAGCUCACAUUGUAUUUAGUAAACUCAGGGGAACUGUCAAAAUUAUUGUGCUAUAUACACAAUUCCUAUGUUGUAUUCAUUGUACUUUUGGAAGAGGUGGACCAAGACGGUUUUAUUUUGUUGGACAGAGAUGGAGAUUGUAGUAUUUGUUGUAAAGAAAACUUCUGUAUAAUAAAAUUUUUUCCAUGUUAUAGUG